AUGCGUGUCAGACUCAAGCGGCUCCUACGGCGACGACGAUCUCCGAAUACAGAUCAGAAUAAUACACCGGAACAGCAGCCGAAGAAGACCUUUCCUACCGGCAUCAAACAGUUGUGUAGCCCAGAUGAUGGAACAAUCGACAUUGUCUUCGUUCAUGGCCUGACUGGUGAUCGCGAGGCGACAUGGACUGCCCGAGGCGCGACGGAACCCUGGCCCCAAACCCUCCUGCCACUCAUUCUUCCGAUGGCGCGUAUUCUUACAUUUGGUUACGAUGCCUAUGUUGCCGACUGGCGAGGUGUAGUGUCGCAGAAUUCUAUCGAUAGCCACGCGUGGAAUCUGCUGACAUCUCUUUCAUCGUACCGAGAAAAAGACGGCACAAAUGAACGGCCCGUAAUUUUUGUCUGUCAUAGCUUGGGUGGACUGGUUUGCGAGGAUGCCUUGUUCAAGUCGAGGCAACGGCCGGAGCGACAUCUCCACAAUAUCCUCCAUUUCACCCGCGGUGUUAUAUUUCUUGGGACCCCGCACCAUGGAGCUGGCCUUGCCAGGUGGGCUGAAGUCAUAACUCGAUCCAUCGGCCUCCUCAAGCAAACGAAUCCUAAAAUCAUUGAUGUUCUCAAGCGCGAUUCCGAGGUGCUUGCGCGGAUUCAAGACGGUUUUUACACGAUGAUCAAGGCACACAGCACAGCAGAAGCACCGCCGAUCGAGGUCACUUGCUUUUACGAGGAACUACCCGUGCUGGGAGUUGGUUUAAUCGUGCCACAAGACUCAGCCAUCUUGCCCGGUUACAUCCCUAUCGGUAUACAUGGUAAUCAUAUGGAUAUGACUAAAUUUGUCAACAUUGAAGACCCUGGUUUCGUGGCUAUCUGCGGGGAGCUGCGUCGGUGGGUCAAAGAUUCUGAUAUAAACAAGAGACGUCACGCGAAUCGAUCACCAGCCGACAAACCUGAUGCUGCCAGCCAACAUGGCGAUAAUGCUCGGCAGUAUAACCUUUUCGGUGAGGGAAUGCAGAAAAUCGCGGAUGGGCAUUAUUUUGAGGCGAAAGGGGAUCAGAAUUUCGGUAUGAUUCCACCUAAGGUUUAG
Molecule: messenger RNA, 1080 nt
Organism: Aspergillus chevalieri
Lineage: Eukaryota; Fungi; Ascomycota; Eurotiomycetes; Eurotiales; Aspergillaceae
Product: esterase/lipase family protein
Exons: 5
Coding region: 1-1080 (359 amino acids)
Source: RefSeq, a predicted model, not a curated record